GAGUGGGAAUCUGCAGCAGAACAAGAUCACAUAGCCGGGAUACCCAGUGAGAGGCUGUCGACUGCCCAUUACUCUAAAAUAAGAUAUGAGGGAUGGAUUUUUUUUAUCGGACUGGACCCUCCAGGUCAUGUGAGUCCUAGAGACAUCCAGUGUGGGAUAGCGGCGAUCAAGUCGUUGUGCUAUUUUAAGGGUCAAAAUGAUGACUUCAGUGGUUCAACUGAGUGAUUUUGUCGUUUCUUGUCUGUUUCUGAUCAACUGGAUAUCAAUCGAGCUGUAACUUUUGGCUUGACUGUCGGAGUGACUGUAGCGCUCUGCUUACUGAGUGGAGAAAGAGAUGUGUUGAAACCAGGAGGCACAGACAUGAUGGUUCUCUGUGGCUAUUUACUUUUCUGCCUCCCGAGGAUAGAGUGGUUCUACCCGUAACAAAAGAGAAGAGUUGGAAAAAAGGAAGCCUGAGGAGAAUCAUGCAGCAGUUUGGCUGAAAGACUGGGGGCUCUGAAGGAAAAGGAAAAGGAAAUCAACAAUUAUUGAAAAACCUUACACACAAGGAAACUACUUUCGUGGCUCACCUCUCAUUUCCAGUUGACACCCUGUUCUGGGGCGGAGCUGUCACACUUCCUGUGAGCCUGGUCAGUUUUGUAUGAGCCGGGCUGAUAGUGUGAAGCCCCGCUGGCUGUGCCCCCCUGAGGCAUGAGUGUGGGAAGGGCCCACCACCACAACUUUGUGUCCUGUGAAGAGGAAGGCCUGAGACUAAGUACCAUGCCUGCUGUGGGCAGCUUUGGCAAUGGCAAAAUUCACACGAGACGCAAAUACCACAGCCGGUUCGUCAGCAAGGGUGGCCAAUGCAACAUCCACUUCUCAAACAUGGAUGAGAAGUCACAGCGGUACAUAUCGGACAUUUUCACAACAUGUGUGGACAUCCGCUGGCGAUACAUGUUCCUGCUCUUCGGCCUGGUGUUUGUGGUGUCCUGGCUAACAUUCGGCUUGGCGUUCUGGGUCAUCGGCCUCCUGCACGGUGACAUGGACCAUCCCGGAGGGGACGACAGUUUUAUUCCCUGCGUCACACAGGUCAACACCUUUGUGGCAGCGUUCCUGUUCUCUGUUGAGACCCAGACCACCAUCGGGUACGGUGCUCGUUGUGUGACAGAGGAGUGCCCGGGAGCCGUCUUCAUGGUGGUCUUUCAGUCCAUCAUGGGCUGCAUCAUCGACGCCUUCAUGAUUGGUGCCAUCAUGGCCAAGAUGGCAAGGCCCAAAAAGCGCGCAGAGACUCUACUGUUCAGCCACAACGCAGUCAUCGCUUUGCGCGAUGGGAAGCUGUGCCUCAUGUUUAGGGUCGCUAAUCUAAGGAAAAGCCACAUCGUGGAAGCUCAUGUGCGAGCCCAGCUCGUCAAGCCCCGUUACACAGAGGAAGGCGAAUACAUCCCCCUGGAUCAGCUCGACAUGAACGUCGGCUAUGACAAAGGCACGGACCGCCUGUUUCUGGUUGCACCCCUCACUGUCAUCCAUGAGAUAGAUGAAGAAAGUCCACUGUUUGGCAUCAGUAAACAAGAUCUCGCAACAUCCGACUUUGAGAUAGUGAUUAUACUUGAAGGUUUGGUGGAGGCCACGGCCAUGACGACGCAGGCACGCAGCUCUUACCUGCCCUCAGAGAUCCUGUGGGGUCACCGCUUUGAGCCCGUCAUCUUCGAGGAGAAGAGCCAGUACAGGAUAGAUUACGCCUACUUUCACAAAACAUUCGAAGUACCCUCAACCCCCGGAUGUAGUGCCAAGGACAUGGAGGAUAGAAAAUUCCCAGCAUCUGGCACCAACUCUUUUUGCUAUGAGAACGAGCUGGCCUUCAUGAGCAGGGAUGAGGAGGAUGAGGAGGAGGAGGGAGAUGUGGAGAAAGAGGAGAACAGGGAGUGUUCAUUGGAGCUAGGUAAUGAGCAGGGAGGUGAUCAAAGGUCCUCCCGUAGAGAAUCGGAGAUUUGACCUUUUGUCGUUGCUGUUUGUUUACUUUAAGUUUCAGAACAAUGCAGCGUGUGAAGAGCCCUGUGAUGUCAUGCUACUGACAUGAGAAUACCUGUACAGGUGGAGGAACAGCAGUUCUGAUCUGCAACAGACAACAAUGAUGAAACUUGUCACAUUUCUCAUUGGAAUAACUUUUGCUUCACUGGGAUGGUUACGGAGUGUUAUCAGAUGCAAACUAACUGUCCUGUUUCAACUAGCAGAUGAUCCAUGGUCGUAAAGUGCAUGACAUAAGCAUCAUUUUGUAUGAAUAUUUUGAGACAUCCUUCAUAGUUUUGGUGAGACCUCCUCUAGGUGAUGUUCACAGCACUCAAAUAUACAAUUUGCAACUGAGGGACAUUUGCAGAUUGUGUUUAGAAAACUAAACAUUGAGAAGAUUAAUCCGGAUUAAUUGUUUAAAAACAGAGGAACAGCUGCUUUUCUUCUUAAUUAUAUUAUUAUUGAUAUUUCUAUGAACAAUAACACUGACUAUUCUGAAUCAUACAAUGUCAAUGGAUGACUUGGUUAAUUGGCAUGUAUACAACUAAUAUACAUGGAUGGACUGCAUGUAUAUAACACAUGACAAGUUAUAGUUUUACAUAUUUCCAUGGCAGAAAGGGAAACACACUUGAUGGUGAUCAUGCAUCAUGUAUUAAAAGGAAAACUAUUCAUCUCUGUCUUUGCAUUUCAACCAGAAGGAAACAUUUGACCUGAGUAGAUUUAUUUCUCAACAGUUUUGCAGAAACAUUGACAACUACAGCUAACUCUUACUUUUUUUUAAUCUGACUUUUUUAUGUCUUAAUGCACUUGUGACUAGAUGAUGAUAUCAUGAGGAGGCAAAAGCUAACAGGUAAGCAUCCUAACAGUUGAUGAUCCUUGGAGAAUAUUUGGAAAUAUAGAAACAGCCUCGUUUUUUAUAUUGCCAGCGGUCAGUCGUAGUAUUAUAAGACAAAGAAGUAAGAAAUGUACGAUCAGACUGCUAUUUCACUCGAACAUGACCCUAUUUAGAUUCCAUACUACAGGCAAGACACAGAUUAGUUUCAUUUAUUUUUUCUUAUUUCAAAAUAUUAUAGCCUACUACUGUUUGUCUCCGGUUUCACAAAAGAAGAAUAAAAAAUAUAUUUUUUAUUAUCAGGACCACCGCUAAUACUAUCUCAGGUUGGCUGGUGUUGGCUGGGAUGGCUCGAGAGGAAACUACCCCAAAUCCAAAAAACAGCGAGACCCCCAGGAUCCCAUGUUGCUCAGCUCAAUGUCCUUUUGAGAAGACACAUGAAGGAGACGUUUCACAGGCUCUUAUGUUCUCAGCAAUGUUUCACAAGCUCAAAUCAACAGCGUAUACAUAAUUCCUAUAAUCCUAUUACAUUCAAUAUAUUAAAAUCUGCCACCUAACGUCAUACUCCCUGAAAUCUACAAUUUGCAGUGGUUGAAAUUUGGGGGCAGAAUUUUUUUUUUCAUUCAGAGUGCAUUUAACAAGUUGUUGUAUUUUGAAUAUCAGAGAUAGCCCGUUGCAAUGUGAGUUCAUAACUCUCCAGGAGUGUCCAUGAGUGUUGGUGCACCUUUGGGUCACUCCACGGCCGAGCUCCCAUUCUGCUCCAGCAGACUGCAGAAUAUUUAGGGAGGCCAGUGAUGGCUGCAUGCUCAAGGACCUCCGGUACACGUCCUCAAAACACCUUUUAUUGCCUGUUUGACCGCCAUCGACUGCCGGCUGACUCCUCACUCAAACUCUUUCCUCUGCACCCACAGUUUGUUCACUUUGUUAGGCUAACAGCUCACAGCUAACGGAACUGCCAGCACACACCCUGUCAGGGGGUUCAUUUUGUUUUUAGCAAGGUCGUGUGACGUGUCUUAUACAACGACUUUGAGGCACACAUUGCAUACGUGUUGUUUUUUACUGAAUUAAGUAUGUUUUUACGAUGCCUCACAGGCUAUUGGUGUCCGGACUGCGGGUUAGCUAGUUGUUGGUUGUGUUCAUUCAAGCGCACAAUCCAGCAGACACACCUGGUGCAGAUAUGCACUCCACUGAGUGCACCUUUCUAGUUGAAUUUGGUUCUAGUAUUGAAUCCACUGAUGGCCUAUAAUGGUUUCUGUUGUUUUUCUGUGCUCUUUUGGCCAGGGGCAUUAAUAAGUCUCUUUCUUUUUUUGUAUAUUAAUAGGACAACACGUAAUAAAGAUGUUAGGUCAGACUGUACGUGAAUUAGUUUUUCUUCCGCAUUUCUCAAGCAAAAACAUCCAAGUGAGUUCAUUCAUAUUUCUGAUUGCCAUUUCAGCGAAUAUCAACACAUUUGUCUUUAUCUCUUGCUGAUUUGUGAUGAACGUAUCAGAAUGGUCUUGCUCCAGAAAGAAAAUGGUGGUUCUACUUCUAUUUCAACCAAGAGCAGGUUGAGUAAGACGGAAGAACUCUAAUUUGUGCAUUUGUCAGACCGCUAGUGUAAAUAAGAAUAUACACAAUAUAAAUUGUUAUUAUUUGGGGUUUUAUGAUGUUUCUGGCUGAAUAGACAAUAAGUAAUGAUACAUUAUUUUUUUAAACAGUGUUAAUAUCUUAGGCUACAUUUUUCGAUCAAAGGAAGGAGCUGGAAUGUUUCGACUGAAUUAAACGACCUCUUCUUGUCUUCCACUAAAUGCAUAAAAAGCAAUCUUGACUCCGAGUUGCACCUCAAAUAAAAAACUUUUUUUCUAUGACAACAACAUAUAAAUUGACAGACAACUAAAAAAAAGUAACUUUUGUUGAUUUGCACAAUAAAAAACAUCUCACAAAGCCAA
This is a messenger RNA of Pseudoliparis swirei, 4746 nucleotides long. It is a transcript of the gene kcnj12b, whose product is annotated as potassium inwardly rectifying channel subfamily J member 12b. Gene Ontology annotation, cellular component: plasma membrane. The transcript is spliced from 2 exons. Gene Ontology annotation, molecular function: inward rectifier potassium channel activity. Lineage: Eukaryota; Metazoa; Chordata; Actinopteri; Perciformes; Liparidae. Bases 691 to 1971 code for a protein of 426 amino acids. Gene Ontology annotation, biological process: regulation of monoatomic ion transmembrane transport; potassium ion import across plasma membrane. The record is from RefSeq and is a predicted model, not a curated record.